UACAAGAGGAAGUCCUGGGGCUUCUCACUCUCACGGGACAGCAGUUAGACACUGGACCCUACAAGAUGGGAUCAUGGGUUAUUAGUGAGCAUUACCUGAAGGGACUACUCCUUAUUUUUGCCUCCAUAUGUUCUUGGUAUUCUGGAUACCAACUUGCAGAGUUAAUACCUGAUGAAUCUCUGUCUAAAACUGUCCAUACUAUUAUGAAAAUUGGAGAGAAACCUGCCAUCAAAUUUCCAAUCCCCAAAAGACAAAAAUGUGACCACUGGACUGCCUGCCCACCUAACACCUAUGCCUAUCGGUUACUGAGUGGUGGUGGUAAGAACAAAUAUGCCAAAAUUUGCUUUGAGGAUGAGUUGCUUAUAAGUGAAGAGAAGGGUAAUGUCGCAAGGGGUAUCAACAUUGCCAUUGUGAAUUAUAAAACUGGGAAACUUAUACAUACACAAUAUUUUGACAUGUAUGAAGGAGAUAACUCUGGACCAUUGACCCAGUUCAUUAAAAAUGCCCCACAGAAGUCUCUAAUCUUGAUGGUGACACAUGAUGAUGGUAGCAGCAGAUUACAGAAUGAUGCCAAAAAUGCUAUAGAAGAUUUGGGUAGUAAAGAAAUUAAAAAUAUACGAUUCAGAUCAAGUUGGGUAUUUCUUGGAGGAAAAGGUAUUGACUUCCCCAAAGAUAUUCAAAGAGAAAAGAUCAACCAUUCUGAUGACACCAAAAACAGAUACUUGGGUUGGCCAGCUGAAAUACAGAUAGAAGGAUGUAUACCUCGCAAUCUAAGCUAA
Dromiciops gliroides (monito del monte) is the source of this 779-nucleotide messenger RNA. RefSeq names its product FAM3 metabolism regulating signaling molecule B (gene FAM3B). Lineage: Eukaryota; Metazoa; Chordata; Mammalia; Microbiotheria; Microbiotheriidae. Bases 66 to 779 code for a protein of 237 amino acids. The transcript is spliced from 8 exons. The record is from RefSeq and is a predicted model, not a curated record.